Molecule: messenger RNA, 1658 nt
Organism: Theobroma umbraticum
Lineage: Eukaryota; Viridiplantae; Streptophyta; Magnoliopsida; Malvales; Malvaceae
Product: Protein kinase superfamily protein
Biological process (GO): protein phosphorylation
Molecular function (GO): ATP binding; protein kinase activity
Source: RefSeq, a predicted model, not a curated record
ACAAAACCAAAGAAAAAGGACAGAAGAAAUUUACGCCACUAUUUAAGUUACAGGUAAAAUACGUGCUUUUCUGUAAGAGUGGAGUGAGAAAGACAGCGAUAAUGCUGAUAUGAUGCCCACACACAGACACGGCAGCGACUAGCAACACUCCACAGAAUGAAACUCAGAGCCUUGUGGGAAGCAGCUGCGAACUCAUUCCGACAUGGGCAACUGUGGCACUAGAGAGGAAUCUGCUGUUGUUACUCACGCUCAAGUUCAACAGCUCCACAUGUUAUCUGAGAAGAAGCAGAGUCACAAUCGUACACUGUCAGAUCUGAGCGAUCCCUGUACCCCCCGCAACUUCGAGGACUCGAGAAAGAAUUCGCUACUCUAUACCCACGUCAUUGCCUUCACCUUGUAUGAGCUGGAAACCAUUACCAAGAGCUUCCGUUCUGACUACAUUCUUGGAGAAGGUGGCUUCGGAACCGUCUACAAAGGUUACAUUGACGAGAAUGUAAGGGUUGGCCUCAAGUCUCUACCCGUCGCUGUCAAGGUCCUCAACAAGGAGGGCCUUCAGGGUCACCGCGAAUGGCUUACUGAGGUCAACUUUCUCGGCCAGCUGAGGCAUCCAAAUCUGGUUAAGCUCAUCGGGUAUUGUUGCGAGGAUGAUCACAGGCUACUGGUAUACGAAUUCAUGUUCCGUGGAAGCCUUGAGAACCACCUUUUUCGAAAGACAACUGUUCCUUUAUCCUGGGCGACAAGAAUGAUGAUUGCUCUAGGAGCUGCGAAAGGGCUUGCUUUCCUUCACAAUGCUGAAAGACCUGUAAUAUAUAGGGAUUUUAAAACUUCCAAUAUAUUGUUGGACUCUGAUUAUACAGCCAAACUUUCUGAUUUUGGGCUUGCAAAAGCUGGACCACAAGGUGAUGAGACCCAUGUAUCAACUCGAGUGAUGGGAACGUAUGGCUAUGCUGCACCAGAAUAGUUUAUGACUGGCCAUCUGACUGCCAGGAGUGACGUAUACAGCUUCGGAGUUGUUCUUUUGGAGCUUUUGACAGGAAGGAAAUCUGUUGAUAAGACAAGACCAAGCAAGGAGCAGAACUUGGUGGAAUGGGCUCGACCAAAACUGAAUGAUAAGAGAAAGUUACUGCAAAUAAUUGAUCCAAGAUUGGAGAAUCAAUAUUCAGUAAGGGCUGCGCAGAAGGCAUGCAGCUUGGCAUACUACUGUCUGAGCCAGAAUCCAAAAGCGAGGCCAUUAAUGAGUGAUGUAGUUGAAACGUUGGAACCUCUACAAUGCACUGGUGGUAGCGCGGGUGAAGUCUCUUCAUCUUUAAACCCAAAACUAACAGGAGGUGCUGGUCCAUUUGCAAUGGGUGGAGUUCCAGACUAUCGUGUGCGUUACAGAUUUUCCAACAAUGUUGGUCCGGGUGCCAUUUGUAGGUCGCCUAAUCCAAAUUGUUCCCCGGGUGGCCCUGCAGCAUGCAGGGUUCGAUGAUAAUAUCAGCUAGUUGUACACUUCUUUGGUGUGUCUUUUGUACCAUAACCUCCUGCCAAAAUGACAAAUUUGCUUGCUAAAACAAGGGUGGUUUUGCUUCAUUGUACCUAAUGUGUAUGUUAUCCGUAGUCAGUGUUGAUUAUGCUAUUCAACUUAAGCUUGUAUCACUGGAAUUUCCUGUUCGAAA